Xenia sp. Carnegie-2017 is the source of this 1026-nucleotide messenger RNA. RefSeq lists its product as uncharacterized. NCBI's taxonomy places the organism in Eukaryota, Metazoa, Cnidaria, Anthozoa, Malacalcyonacea, Xeniidae. The record is from RefSeq and is a predicted model, not a curated record.
CAAUUACUCGUCACUCGUUGACGAUUUCGGUGUGCAUGCUCAACGGCGACGAAUUCGUCCAUAUCGUCAUAUUUUCUCGUUGACGAGCGACUCGUCACGAAAUUCGUUGCAUUUCGACGAUAGUGUGGCCCGCGCUUUAGUGUGGUUUUACCGAUAGCAUUAGCUCGUUGGAUACAUGCUGCUUAUAUUUGAUCGGCAUAGGAGACGAAGCAGACAUCUGUUGACAUUUAAAAAAAAAUGAGUGGCCUAACCGUUGUAACAGCUCCUGCACUCACAAGAGUGUAUACUGAUGUUGAUACUGGUGCAGAUAUGGAUCUCUCCGUUUUUCAGGCAGCUUUGUUUCAAAUUCCUUACGGUUUUUUUAUAAUUGGUCAAGCAGCUGUUGGUCAUACUAGUGCCAAAAAUCCAGCAACAUCUUCUAUAAUAUUGGUAAAGCCAUCGAAACCUGAAAUGGUGGCCGAACCCGUACAUUUUGAGGAAGUAUGGAACGAUAAAGGUACGGGCGGUAGUGAACAUUGCUCGUUUUGGAGAGUUGUUCCUCCAAAUUAUGUUGCACUUGGUGAUCUGGUUACCAAAGGCUACGACCCACCAACGAGUGCACUAAGAUCAAAGUAUGCCUGCAUUAAAAAAGAAUUUGUUGUUCAGGGCGUAAUGGAUCCUUCUCCCAUAUGGAAAGACAAAGGUUCAGGAGCAGACCGUGAUGGCUCAUUAUGGGAAGUUCAUGGUGAAGGUCUUGGAGGCUUUUUCAAAGUUCAAAGUGGUUAUUCAAUGCCAGCUCUUGAUGUUUACGUUCUCCCUGCUACAGUUGAAGAAAAAAGAAAAAGCUAAGCAAAUUAUUCUUGGAACGUUUUUACUUUAUUAACUUCUUACAGUAGAACAUUUUUACUAGUAAUUUUUGUUUGACUGUUAUGCAUGUGAAAUUUCAUUUAAAACCUUUUGUGCAAUGUUUUCUGGAAGCCGUUAUAUAUUUCAGGCAUGAUUAUCUUUCUUUUUAAUUAAUAAAGUUUGCCAGUUAAUCAUCUAAAA